Molecule: messenger RNA, 765 nt
Organism: Caenorhabditis bovis
Lineage: Eukaryota; Metazoa; Nematoda; Chromadorea; Rhabditida; Rhabditidae
Source: the annotation of a GenBank genome assembly
AUGGGAAAAGACUAUAAGUAUAACGGUGGUUAUCGCAGUGGAUAUGCCUACGCUCCGGCUCCAGCUGUACCUAGUAUGGAAAUAACGAUAAACCAGAAUGGAUCUGGUCACUCUGCAAAUGCACCUUAUAAUUCAUCACUACCGCGUCGUAGUGCGCCUCCAUCAGCUCCACCACCGCCUCCACCAUCAUACGUACCCGAACAGUUCAAUCCUAUGUGGUUUGAUAAAUUUCCUAGACGUGAGAAUCGCGGAAUGUUUCGACUGUGCCUCGUUGAAUUAAUGCUAGCAGUUGUGAUAUUGGGUGGUGGAAUUUGGUGCUAUAGGGACACAUCUGAUUAUUGCCCGUAUUAUUCAGCAAUCUGGACGUCAUCAGUCUACGUGAUAAAUGCUUUAGUUGGAAGCGCAGCUGCCAAAAUAGGCUCAAUUAAUCUUUACAUGGCUCAUCUGACACUUUCGCUAGUUUCUGUUAUGAUGUGUCUGAUUAGUGGUGGACUUUCUGCAAGAAAUUGGGCACUCGUGGGAACCUAUCAUCAUCCAAGAAUUGAUAGGGAUGAAGCAUUUUGUCUUUUAGGAACUCAUGACACCUCAAGAAUUUCGUACAUUUUCUCGCAUAUGGAUAAGUACGAUUUUGCUCAAUGUCUGUGGCAGCUUAAAGUUGGAGUGGCAGUGAAUUCGGUGCAAUUCGUCAUUGCAGCUUUAGAAGUGCUACUCAACGUGCUUUCGGCGAUAUUAUGCAUGAAGCGCGCCUGUACUUCUUGCAUUUAA